This is a messenger RNA of Aspergillus ochraceoroseus IBT 24754, 1802 nucleotides long. RefSeq names its product putative GTP binding protein. Gene Ontology annotation, molecular function: GTP binding. The record is from RefSeq and is a predicted model, not a curated record. The transcript is spliced from 3 exons. The coding region runs from base 47 to 1690 and encodes 547 amino acids. Lineage: Eukaryota; Fungi; Ascomycota; Eurotiomycetes; Eurotiales; Aspergillaceae. Gene Ontology annotation, cellular component: nucleolus.
UCAGACUUGAGAAAUUGCUAUACAGACAAGUCCGGAGUAUUUCAAGAUGGUCAAGUUAGGGAAAAACUCUAAGCGGGUGCCUGUCCGGCUACGACACAAGAUCGAGAAGGCCUCGGCGGCGAAGCAGCGUAAGAUGAGAAAGCUUGCGAAAAAGAACCCCGAAUGGCGCUCCAAAAUCAAAAAGGACCCCGGAAUCCCCAAUCUAUUCCCCCACAAGGAUAAGCUCCUGCACGAGAUGGAGGAGAGGAAGCGCCUGAAGAUGGAAGAGCAAGAGCAGAUUCGGGAGGACGCUCGUGCAAGGCGCAUUGCACAGAAGCAGCAGGGCGAGGAAGGCGGUGCGGAGGACCAGAUGGGGGAUGCCCGGGAGGAGGAUCUGCUGGAUGACGACGAUAUGGAUGAGGAUUUCGGUGGCGACUCGUCGAACCCCAUGGCUGCUUUGCUGGCUUCAGCGAGAGCCAGGGCUGCGGAGUAUGAUGGAGAGCAGGAGGAGGAGGAGGAGGAAGAAGACGAGAUGGACGAUGAUGACGAUGAGGAUAUGGAUGGGAUGGAUGAUGAGGACGAGGACGAGGACGCGGAUGGUGAAAAUGCCCCCGCGCUUGUGUCGCAGUUUACCAGCAAGGAGAGCUCACGACGGGCGUUUGAUAAGGUGUUUAAGAAGGUGACCGAUGCCGCUGAUGUUGUGCUUUAUGUGCUGGAUGCGCGCGACCCCGAGGGAACCCGCUCCAAGGAAGUCGAGCGCGAGAUCAUGGCCGCGGACGGCGGCUCAAAGCGAUUGAUUCUGAUCCUAAACAAGAUCGAUCUUGUGCCUCCUCCCGUGUUGAAGAACUGGCUGGUGCAUCUGCGGCGGUACUUCCCCACUCUCCCUCUGAAGGCGUCCAACGGCUCCGGCAACGCACAUAGCUUCGACCACAAGCAGCUCAGCGUCAAGGGCACAUCCGAGACGCUCUUCCGCGCCCUCAAGACGUACGCCCAGAACAAGGGUCUCAAGCGCGCCAUCUCUGUCGGUGUCAUCGGAUACCCGAACGUCGGCAAGUCCUCCGUCAUCAAUGCGCUGACCGCGCGCAUGAACAAGGGCUCCAGCAAUGCCUGCCCCACGGGCGCAGAGGCCGGCGUUACCACCAGCCUGCGCGAGGUGAAACUCGACAACAAGCUCAAGCUCAUCGACUCUCCUGGUAUUGUUUUCCCGAACACGGGCGAGAAGAGCGGCGCCAAGAAGAGCCGGAAGAAGCAGGUUGACGAGCACGCCCGUCUCAUCCUCCUCAACGCCAUCCCGCCCAAGCAGAUUGAGGACCCCGUUCCCGCUGUUUCUCUGCUUCUCCGACGCCUGUCCUCGUCGGAGGAGCUUCUCUCCAAGAUGCUACAGGUCUACGGUAUCCCCGCGCUCUACCCGACCGGCGCAGACCAGACCAACGACUUCCUGAUCCAGGUGGCGCGCAAGCGAGGCCGUCUCGGCAAGGGCGGCGUCCCCAACCUCGAGGCCGCGGCGAUGACGGUCGUCAAUGACUGGCGCGACGGACGUAUCCAGGGAUGGGUUACUCCUCCUGUGCUGCAGGUUGUGACUGCCGCCGAAGGAGCGCCAGCCGAAGCCGCUGCUGGCGUUGACACGAAGCAGGUUGUCACAGAGUGGGCUGCGGAGUUCAAGAUCGAGGGUCUAUGGGGUAAUGGGGAGGAGGAAGCGAUGGAGGAGUAAAUCUUUCUCUCUCUCUCUCUCUCUCUUUUAGUUCUAUAUGGAUACCAGAGGCGUUUCGGUAAAAGUAGAUUCUGUUUAAGUCAAUGCAGGUUUCAUGAAUACAGUCUUUUAG